Setaria italica (foxtail millet) is the source of this 2186-nucleotide messenger RNA. Its product is annotated as arginine decarboxylase-like. Gene Ontology annotation, molecular function: catalytic activity. Bases 238 to 1872 code for a protein of 544 amino acids. NCBI's taxonomy places the organism in Eukaryota, Viridiplantae, Streptophyta, Magnoliopsida, Poales, Poaceae. The transcript is spliced from 2 exons. The record is from RefSeq and is a predicted model, not a curated record.
AUAAUGCAAGUUCGCCGCCUGGAGUCGUCGUCGGCUUCGGGCACUGGCGGCGAGCUCUUCUAGCCGCCGGCCACGCAGGAGCCGCUCCGGGCGCUCGCGCUGGCGUCAACCGCGUCGCCUCGGGUGACGUCCUCUCGGACCUCUGCCUGGCCUCUCGUUAGCCAGCCCGGUCGCCUCACGUCCGUUCAGCUCGUGGUCUCGCAGCAGCAGAGCGCAGCGCGGCGACAGCGAGCAAGCAUGGCUCACUGCCUUACCGGCAGCAGCUCUCCCGCCUUCUUCUCGCGCUGCCCACCUCACAAGGAAUCUCACAGACGACAUGCUGUUGUACAAUGUGGCACUUCAUUGGGCACGCCAAGAAUAUCUGAAACUGAAGCUUCACCAGCUGAAUCUUCAGCAGUCAUUCAAGGUGGUACUGCCCCACUGGUUCACGCGCUGAAAUUAACUGCCAGUCAAGAUGUUUCCUGCUUUCACUUCCCAGGACACAAUAGAGGAAAAGCUGCUCCAUCUUCCUUGUCAAAACUUAUUGGCCCAGGGGCAUUUUUGCAUGACUUACCUGAGUUACCGGAGCUUGAUGACCUCUUCUCACCAAAAGGUGUGAUUUUGGAUGCCGAAAAGCGAGCAGCUCAAUUGUUUGGAUCAUCUAAAACUUGGUUCCUUGUCAAUGGAACUACCUGUGGGAUCCAGGCCUCAGUGAUGGCUACCUGUUCUCCUGGGGACUACCUCAUUGUACCACGAAACUGCCACAUUUCUGUGAUCUCUGCACUGGUCUUGUCUGGUGCAGUUCCUAAAUACAUAAUACCAGAGUAUAAUUCCGGGUGGGACAUUGCUGGUGGUAUAACCCCAUUGCUGGUGGACGAAGCAGCAAAAGAGUUGGAGGAGGAUGGAAAGAGGAUUGGCGCUGUUCUUGUUACUUCACCAACCUACCAUGGUGUAUGCAGCAAUGUGCAAGGUAUUGUUAGUGUGUGUCACCCACGAGGCAUUCCAGUAAUAGUUGACGAGGCACAUGGUGCACAUUUCAGGUUCCAUAACAGUUUGCCAAGCACUGCAAUUGAGCAAGGUGCUGACCUGGCUGCGCAAUCCACACACAAGGUCCUGUGCUCCCUUACACAGUCCUCAAUGCUUCACAUGGCUGGAGAUCUAGUGAAUGUAGAUAAAGUAAGCCAGUGCCUUCAGGUCCUCCAGAGCUCGAGCCCGAGUUACCUCCUACUGUCGUCUCUGGAUGCUGCAAGAGAUCAUCUGAGCAAGAACACAAAUAUAUUUGAUGAACCAUUAGCACUAGCAUUGGAAACAAAAGACCAGCUAAUGAUAAUCCCAGGGAUAUCUGUUCUGGACUUGCCAUGCUUUGCUUCUGAUUUCCCUGCUAUUGAUCCAUUGCGUAUUACACUUAGUGCUUCAGAUCUGCAAUUAUCGGGGUAUGAAGCCGAUGACAUUUUAUAUGAAGGUCAUCAAAUCGUAUCUGAGCUUGUUGGCACACGAGCAGUGACAUUUGCAGUUAACUUAGGAACCAGAGUGCAAGAUGUUGAGAAGCUUGUGCAAUCUGCAAAGCAUCUAUCAGAAAAAUAUUUCUUUGCAAAUAGCUCCAAACCUAUGAAGGGAAAUUGUGUCUGUGGCCCAUUAGACAAGAUCUCUGUGCAUCUGACUCCAAGAGAGGCCUUCUUUACAAAGAAGAGGAGAGUAAGAAUUGAGGACAGCCGUGGUGAAAUUUGUGGUGAACUAAUCUGUCCUUACCCACCUGGUAUCCCAGUGCUGAUCCCAGGCGAGGUAGUAACUCAUGAUUCACUUUCUUACUUGAUGAAUGUCAGACACCAAGGCAUCACAAUCAGUGGAGCAGCUGAUGCUGAGUUAAAUUCCAUUCUGGUGUGCAACUUGUGAUGAUUGUUCUGUUGUGUCAAGAGAUUAUAUUGCAGAGGUACUAAGGAAGAUCAGUGGAGCCUUCAUGAUUCUCACUCCUUGGCUGCAUGUUGCAGGGCGCCAGGGCUUCUGAAGCAAGUACUCUCUAGCUGCCCUUUUAUACUGCAUCAUUGUAAUCUCAGCCCUUUUUCAUUUCGCAGAUAGCUACUCCUACUCUAUAUAAGAAACUAUGGGUGCUUACAAAUUAAGACCACCCAAACCUGGACGAAAACUGGAAAUAAUAGUAGCAGCUUUGGUCGCGAUAAUUGUUUAUUUAAAGCUUCAUAUGACCUAUA